This is a messenger RNA of Hydatigera taeniaeformis, 408 nucleotides long. NCBI's taxonomy places the organism in Eukaryota, Metazoa, Platyhelminthes, Cestoda, Cyclophyllidea, Taeniidae. The record is from the annotation of a GenBank genome assembly.
AGUCGUACUGGUGCUCGAAAUACCUCUAUUUCUCCAUCAAAUACCACUAGCGGGUCUUCAGGUACAGCGACAACGGCAACUACGGCGUCAUCUGGUAGCACUGCCACCUCUGCAACUACCACUGCUGUCGCUUCAGCUGCUGGGCCUGCUACUGCUGCCACAAGCGUACGCCUCUCCUCUGCCGAAGCAGAGGCGACUUUGCAAGAAAUGGCUGCAUCAGUGGCCCACCUUGGCACCCGAACAGGGCUUGAAGAAUCAGAGGCUGAGAGAGGCAGUGUGACCUCUUCCUGUACUACCGGUUCCAGUGCCGGUCUCCCUCCGCUCUAUGAGGAAGCCGUCCAAUUGCUCUCCGAACAGCAGCAGCAUCAACGGAGGUGGUCUCCUUCUGCCCCUAGUAAUGAUUUGUAG